AUGAGUUACGAAGCUCGGAAUCUAAAAGGAUAUUGUCAUAAAGAUUUUCAUAGUGGAAAUAUAUUGCAAUCUGAACAUGUUUCUUACGUUUCAGAUUUUGGAUUAUCAGGACCAGCAGAUAAGCAAAAUUCAAAUGACAAAAUAUAUGGAGUAUUACCAUAUAUCGCUCCAGAAGUUUUGAAUGGAGAAUUGUAUACCUUAUCUUCUGAUAUCUACAGCUUUGGUGUAAUUAUGGCUGAAUAUUCAACCGGAAAUCCUCCCUUUUAUGAUAAAAAUCAUGAUGUGUCUUUAGCCUUAGAUAUUUGUAAUGGACUUCGUCCUGAAUUUGGAAAAGGAACUCCUGAAUUUUAUAAGAAAUUAGCUUAUAGGUGUAUGAAUGCAAAUCCAAAUCAACGACCAACGUCCGAUGAAUUAAAUAGCGUUGCUAUCCCGGCCGCUACCACGGCAAAGAAAUACCAGAGUCUUUUAUAUUCGAAUAGUUAG
Funneliformis geosporum is the source of this 483-nucleotide messenger RNA. The record is from the annotation of a GenBank genome assembly. Lineage: Eukaryota; Fungi; Glomeromycota; Glomeromycetes; Glomerales; Glomeraceae.